Messenger RNA from Gambusia affinis (western mosquitofish), 7821 nucleotides. It is a transcript of the gene ptprb, whose product is annotated as protein tyrosine phosphatase receptor type b. Gene Ontology annotation, molecular function: protein tyrosine phosphatase activity; protein binding. The record is from RefSeq and is a predicted model, not a curated record. NCBI's taxonomy places the organism in Eukaryota, Metazoa, Chordata, Actinopteri, Cyprinodontiformes, Poeciliidae. Gene Ontology annotation, biological process: protein dephosphorylation. The transcript has 40 exons.
AGACAGACAGACAGACAGGAAGAGCGAGGCGUACCGCUGUUGAGAGGAAAGGGUCCAGUCUGAGGAGCUCUGAGUCCAGGAUGGACACCAAAAGUUUCCCUUUGCACAAUUAAAUCGAAAUAAGGAAUUACUUUGUUUCGCAGGACACUUUGUGUUUAUUUCCAGCGAAGACGCCAAACGGAGGGAGUAUCAGUCUUUAAAACAUCUCGGACCUCAGGAUUAUGGUGGUGCAUGCGCCGGCUGCAGACCUGAAGGACGAUCAAAAUGCUGAAAUGUAAAGCUGGAAGUUUCUCCUGCUGCCUGGGGUUCGCCUCGCUGCUGCUGCUCCAGGUUGUGAGCAGUGCAGCUCCCACAGAGCAUCCUGCAGCCUCCGCUCCCUGCAGCAUCUCUGUGUCUGGAUCGGCGUCCGGUCCGAACUCCGUUUCUCUGACUCUGACUACCGCCGGACUGAACUGCUCCUUCUCCGUGGCGUCGCCGGACGUCGGAACCGACGCCGCCGAGUGUCGCAGAGUCCCAGAGUGGGAGCUUCAGGGGAACCAAACGGAUCGGCCGCGCGGCGCCGGCGGCGGAGUUUUCACCUGCGCAUUGGAUCACCUGGAGCCUGGAGCCGCCUACCUGCUGCAGGUCCGAUCGCAGACGGACAACGAGUCGGCCAGCGCCACGCUGCACACCAGACCGUCAGCGGUGGUCGGCCUGGCUGUGACCUCAAGGACCUGCAGCAGCCUGGGCCUUUCCUGGCAGGCCGGCCCAGGCAGGACGCAGCGCUUCAGGCUGCAGCUGCGACAAAAAGCCCAGGGCUCCAAUCAGUCCGAUCUGCUGAAGAAUGAGACUUUAGGAAGCACGACGACGUGACAGCCACGCUCAGCUGACACCUGGGCGCCUGUACGCCGUUGCGUCGUUACCGUGGUGGGCAACAGGACCGUCGAGGCUUGGACAGCGCCCGCCGCCAUUUCCAACGUCACCUCGGAAAACAACGGCACCAGCCUCAGGUUGUCGUGGCAACGUCCCGAAGGCGACGUGGACGCCAUGGUGGUCACCUUCUUCGGCAACGACACGACAGUGCAGGAAACGACUCUGCCUGGAAACGCCACCGAGGUCGCUGCCUACCAGCUCACCCCUGGCUCGGCCUAUCAGGUGGAAGUGAUGUCAGUCAGCGGCUCUCUGACGAACCAAUCAAAAUUCACCGUCAGGACAGCUCCGUCUGCGGCGACACGCCUGCUGCUGUCUCCUUCUUCCUCUGGCGGCCUUCUGCUAACGUGGGCGCCCCCUGCUGGCCGCUGGGAGAACUACAGGGUUUUCCUGUUUGACGGCGCGCAGCAACUGGUUGACACCGCACUGGGCCGGGAUGCGGUGAACUUUAGCUUUCCGGGGACAGAACUGACGCCUGGCAGGCGUUACCGAGCCACGCUGAGAGUGGAGAGUGGAGGACUGGCAGGCGAGAGCGGCUGUUACGGGUCAACGGCUCCUGCUCCAGUGGCAGAUCUCCACAUUCGCCACUCGGCUGAGACGUUGCUCAGCGCCAUGUGGAACCACGCCCCUUCUGGGUCACGUGACGACUACUUCCUCACCAUUCGCCAUGGUAACACUACCGUAGACACGCGCCAGGUGGAGCCGAACAUGAGGGAGUGCACGUUCAACGUGCUCACACCUGGACGGCAGUAUGUAAUCACCGUGACGACUAGGAGCGGGAAUCUGAACACAUCUGUAUCAGUGGAGGGAAGGACAGCUCCGAUGGCGCUGCGUACGAUCAGCCUGAGCAACUCAGGAGUCGACAGCCUUCAGGUGACCUGGAAGAAACCACCAGGAGACGUGGACUCGUACAACCUGACUCUGCAGCAAAGCAGUGUUGUUGUCCAGAACCACAGCGUUCCAGGUGAUUCUAACUCUCUGGUUCUGACCGGUUUGACGCCUGGCGCCCUGUACAGGCUGCAGGCUGCCACUAUCAGUGGGGAGCUGCAGUCUAAACCAAUCAGUCUGGAGGCUCGAACAGCGCCAGCCGCCGUCUCCAAGGUGACGGUUGCCAACGGUGGCAGGUCGGACGCUCUGUACGUCUCGUGGCUACCUGCGGAUGGCGUGGUGGACAGCUACCUGGUCCAGUUGGAGGACAGGAAGCGGACCGUCCACAUGCUGCCCGUGUCCAGCUCCUCUCCGCCUGAGUGCUCCUUCAACUCGCUGGAGGCCGGACACCUGUAUUCAGUCGUCAUAGUAACCAGGAGCAGCGGACUGGAGAACACCACUGUGGUCCAGGCUCGAACACAACCGGCGACGGCGGGAAACCCAAACGCCGUACACGCUGGCAGAGACGACUACCUCAAGGUGUACUGGCAUCACGCAGCAGGAGAUCUGGACCGCUACGUGGUUCUGAUCAGCUACAACCACACCGUCCUUCAGAACCAGAGCGUCCCCACUGGACACAACGAGUGCGCCUUCUCGUCUCUGACGCCGGGGCGACUCUACACCGUCACCGUGGAAACAUGGAGCGGCAGCUACGUCAGCAGCAUCUCCACCCAUGGCCGAACUCUUCCUGCAGCUGUGAGGAAUCUGUCCGUCAAGAAUGCAGGAACGUCAGAGCUGAACGUUACCUGGAGCCCCGCCCUCGGAGACGUCGACCAUUACGAGGUGACUCUGCUCUUUAACGACACCCGGGUUUUCCCUCCCGCCAUGCUGGGCAGCGACGUGCAUCAUCACCUGCUGACCUCUCUGACCCCCGGGCGCCUCUAUAAGAUCAUGGUGUCCACCUUCAGUGGGCCUCUUCAGGUCGCCCAGGUGAUGGAGGGACGGACAGUUCCCAGCACUGCAAAGAACCUGAGGCUGAUUCCCCAACCCGGCCGGACGGACUCUGGCGCCGGGCUGCUUUUCUCCUGGACAUCGGGACCCGGAGACCUGGACCUGUACAAAGUGUCUCUGUCAACCAUGGAUGGCGUUUCCAUCGACACUCGUCCCGUCCCCAAACACGUCUCUUCCCUCGACUUUUUAGAUCUGAUCCCAGGCCAGGCUUACCGGGUCUCCAUCCAAUCACAGAGCGGCUCGCUGACCAAUAGCAACACAGCCUCUGGCAGAGCGGCUCCAGCAGCAGUCACUGCUCUGCAAGCUGAUAACGGCCACACCACCCACAGCCUGACCGUCAGCUGGGAGCGUCCGGUCGGCGCAUUCGAUGGCUACCGUCUGCAGCUGCUGGACGAAGCGGGAGGCGUGGUGAGGAACCUGUCGGUGGCGGCGGACGGUCAGAGCGAGCAGCUGGAGGGUCUGACCUCUGGGAAGAGGUACCGGGUGAAGCUGGUGACGCUCAGCGGUGGGGUCACAUCGCUGGAGGCGGCCGCAGCAGAAGGCCAAACCCGUCCUGCUGCUGUUCAAAACCUGACGGUCGUCAUGGCAAACACAACGUCCCUCAGUUUCUCCUGGCGUCCCUCAGACGGCCAUGUUGACGCUUACGACCUGUCGCUCUACAGCGUCUCUGAGGCUACGGCCAAUCACAGGAAGCAGCAUCAGCAGACCGCCGGUGAGCUGGUGGACAGGAGGAAGGUGGGUCCAGCUGAAGAUGGCUGCAUCUUUUCAGGCCUGAGAGCAGGAAGCCUCUACCGCCUCCUGGUGGUGAGCUGGAGCCAAGACAUGAGCAGCGACUCGUCGGUCCUCGCCAGAACCGUGCCGGCUCCGGUGUUGGCUCUGCAGGUCCGGAGUUCUGGACGGAGCGACAGGCUGACGGUCAGCUGGCAGCACGGAGCAGGAAGCUGCAGCAGCUACCAGGUUCUGCUGUACGACGCGUCCGGAUCCGCUCAGGGCGCUCAGAUGCUGGGGGCGGAGCACAGCAGCCACACCUUCCUCGGUCUGACCGCCGGCCGGCUGUAUCGCGCUGAUGUCAUCACUCACAGCGGCGAUCUGACCAAUAGUGUCUCAGGAUUUGGACGAACCUCUCCAGAGCCGCCCAGCCACCUGUCCGUCAGACCCGGCCCGACCAAUCAGUCGGUACAGCUGCUGUGGUCUGGCCCCGCCUCCGGGGACUAUGACAACUUCAGCCUGCAGUGGGCGCCAGAGGACCCGCUGUCCGUCUCACAGACACACAUCAACAGCUGCAUAGUCAGUGGGAUGUUUCCAGGGCGACGGUACAACUUCACCCUGACAACCAUCAGCGGGGGCGGAGCCAAAAGUGGACCUCCGGCCAGCAGCCAACCAAUCCAGAGGAGCGUCAGAACAAGUCCGUCUCCUCUGCGGUACAUCCACUGCUUCCCUCUGUCCUCCUCCGCCCUCUCCUGCUCCUGGACGCCACCGCUCGCUGACUUCGACUCCUACGAGGUCGAAUGCCGUUGCCACGACAACGGGGAGCUGACCUCGACCCUGCGGCUGGCCGGCGGGGUUACCGCGGUAACGCUGGACCAUCUGGGAGCGACUCAGACCGCCAUCACCAUGAUCGACCGUCCCCCCGUCCCGCCGCCCGGCGUUCAUGUCAGCGAGAAGUCGUCCAAAAUGACGUCGUCCUCCAUCUUGUUCCGCUUCAACUGUUCCUGGUUCAGCGACGCCAACGGAGCCAUCAGAUACUUCUCUGUGAUCGUAGCCGAGUCAGACGCCAAUGAAAAUCUGCAGCCGGAACAGCGCCACCCGCUGCCGUCAUACCGCGAUUACAUCAGCAACUCCUCUGUCAGAGCGUAUCAGACAGCGUACUUCCCGAGUCGCUGCCCUCAGGACACAGAGAGCGCCGGCGGACAGGUGGUGGAGGUGAAUCUGGGUGCAGGUGGAGAGCGGCUGGGUGGAGCCUGCGAUCAUUACCAUGACGACGACCUGUACCUUGGUUAUGGUGGCUUCUGUGACGGACCGCUGAAACCUAAAACGUCUUACAGGUUGAGUGUGCGAGCCUUCACCAAACUGUUCGAUGAAAACCACAGAGAAGUGGCCGAGCCGCUCUUCUCAGACACGUAUCUGUCGCCGCCGCUCAGGACGCAUGCAGAGCCUCUAGGGGGCGUGGUGGAGGGCCUGAGCGCCGGGAUGUUCCUCAUCGGCAUGAUGGUGGCCGUCGUCUCCCUGCUGGCCUACAGGCAGCGGCUGCGCAAAGUGGCCGUGCAGGAGAACCCGGUGGUGAGGAUGAGUAUGUGGAAAGAAGUCCCGGCUUCGGGGAUGUAUAUGGGAGUGAGGAGCAACCGGCGGGUCACCAGUCCCGUCAAAGCGUGCCACUUUGAGUCCCAUCUGAACAAACUGCAGGCCGACUCCAACUACCUGCUGUCUGAGGAGUUUGAGGAUCUGAAGGAUGUGGGCCGCAACCAGACCAUGGAUGUGGCCAGACUGCUGGAAAACCGCGGGAAGAACCGCUACAACAACAUCCUGCCGUACGACUCCACCCGGGUGAAGUUGUCCUACCUGGAGGACGACCCCUGCUCCGACUACGUCAACGCUAGCUACAUACCUGGCAACAACUACCGCCGGGAGUACAUCGCCACCCAGGGGCCGCUGCCGGGCACAAAGGACGAUUUCUGGAGGAUGGUGUGGGAGCACGGCGUGCACAACGUCGUCAUGGUGACACAGUGUGUGGAGAAAGGACGGGUGAAGUGUGAUCAGUACUGGCCUGCCGACAAGGAGCCGCUGUACUACGGCGAUCUGGUCAUCCAGAUGCUGUCGGAGUCCGUCCUGCCUGAGUGGACCAUCAGAGAGUUCAAGAUCAUCUCGGAGAACAGCUGCAGUUAUCCCCGGAUGCUGCGUCACUUCCACUACACGGUGUGGCCCGACCACGGCGUUCCCGACAGCACCCAGUCCCUGAUCCAGUUCGUCCGGACCGUCCGGGACUACGUGGACCGCUCACCCAGCACUGGCGCCACCGUUGUGCACUGCAGCGCCGGAGUCGGGCGAACCGGGACCUUCAUCGCCUUGGACCGGGUUCUGCAGCAGCUGGACUCCAAGGGAGGCAUCGACCUGUACGGCUGCGUGUUCGACCUGCGGCUGCACCGGCAGCACAUGGUCCAGACUGAGUGUCAGUACACCUUCCUGCAUCAGUGUGUGAGGGACGUGCUGCGAGCCAGGAAGCACCGCAGCGAGCAGGAGAACCCGCUCUACCCCAUCUACGAGAACUUCAACCCAGAAUACUGCCACGAUUUCAUCUAUAACGGACGUUAACGAGGUGACGGCGCUCAGCCAAUCAGGAGAGAGGAAGCUCACCACGGAGACGUGUUCAGUAACGGGUCGGACGUUAGCAACUGAAUAAAAUCUGCUUCUUUGGUCGGGAUCACCAUUUUAACUGUGGUAAAUCACCGUGGAAACCAAACUCAUCAUCAACAGGAUUCAGGGUUAAAUGUGAUGUAAAAAAGACAUUUUUACAUGAUAUAAAACCAGUUUGUUGUUUUGUUUUUUUAAACCGAUCGGUUUUAAAAUGCCUUCAAGUUCAGAUUGUCAAUCUGCUAAAAGCUCUGCUGUAAAUUAUUAUAAUUAUACUUUUAGAGCCACGUAAAAUCAGCAGUUUUAUAUGUUAACAUAUUUUUCAUGAGAAGUCAGAGAACGCUGUUGCAGCACACUACUGGUCAGCUGGCUGAAACAAGGCUAACAAAAGAAAAAAAAAAACUAAAGUCAGCUAGAUACCUGAGCAGAUAGCCUGACUAAUUAUCCAUCUAAUAUCAGCUUGUUUUAAUAUUAUUAUUGGAGCAGAAAAGUAAAAUGUUAUGUGCACAUGAAAACUGUUAACAUUACUGGGUGUAUAUUCUAAUUCUUUUCUUUGCUCAAUUUGCAGGAAUGUUAGAUAUUAAUUUAACUGGAAUAUUUGUGAGAUUUGUAGCAUUACUGUCAACCUGUAGCCUCUCCAUUCAAAAGACUGUUAGUUUGUGUUGAAAUUUCAAAAUACAAAAAUAGAUAUUUAUCAGUAACUUAAUGAAUUUGUACAAUUUAUCCGUUAUUUCUAUUGAGUUUUCUGUCCAGAAAACUACCAGUAAUGUUUUAAUCUGAAAAUCUAAACAGGAAACUGUAAAAACUUAGAUGUGAUUUACAAGGACUGACACAGGAAGUGGGGUUGAAGUUGACCCAGAGUAGACGAGGUGUGAAGGGGGCGGAGCCUGUGGUAUGACAUCUUAGCUGUCAGUUCCUCUAUGUGGAUUUAUGUUAGUUUCCAACAUGGCUGACAUGACUGCUUUACUCUUCUGAACAAGUUCGUUGUUACCAUGGUGAUCUAACCAGGUAAAAAAGACAGAUGGUGACAUCACAGAGAACCUUUGAGACCAGAAUCCAGUUCAGUUUGUUCUGACCCAUCAACCAAACUCUGAUAUGAUCAAUAAUCAAUAUGAGUCCAUCGUUUAAAGUUCAAACUAACCUCAUAUUUUCACAAAUUUAUCAGAAAAGCUAAAUUUAAAUCAGAAUGUUGUUCGAAAUGGUUCUGAAGUUGUUUGAGAAAAUAAAUUGCCUAUUUUUCUACUUUCUCUCCUCCAUAUAAGCUGUUUAUUUAAAUAAAACUUCACUCAAUGCUGUAUGUAAAUAUUGAUGUAAUGGUGGUUUAUAUUUGUGUUUUCAUGCUAGAUUUCUGCUUCAGACUUUUAACUUUUUGCCUCAGAAAUUAACUGUUUAGAGCUUCAGUAAAAAGUUUAAACACGCCUCAAGUUUCAUUUUAAUAAAUCAGGAAUCGGAUAAAAUGUGGGGGUUUUUUUGUGUUUUUUUUUUUAUUUUUAUAUACGAAUGCUAUUUUAAAUGUUUUUAAAAGUUAUAAAACUUCCAGUUUAAUUCAUGACUUUUUAUAGAAAAAAUUGAAAACAAGAUUUAAGGAUUGUAUUUUUAAUAUAAAAUACUGAACUGUUUUUAACUUGCCAUCAGAAACAUGUAAACUUAAUUAUAAAGCUCAUUAAAAUUAGCCGCCAUUCCCAA